Annulohypoxylon maeteangense is the source of this 1117-nucleotide messenger RNA. RefSeq names its product Hydroxyisourate hydrolase. The record is from RefSeq and is a predicted model, not a curated record. Gene Ontology annotation, molecular function: hydroxyisourate hydrolase activity. NCBI's taxonomy places the organism in Eukaryota, Fungi, Ascomycota, Sordariomycetes, Xylariales, Hypoxylaceae. Gene Ontology annotation, biological process: purine nucleobase metabolic process. Bases 416 to 808 code for a protein of 130 amino acids. The transcript has a single exon.
CACCCCUCAAAGACAUCCCAAAUCUCUCCAAUCUCCAACUAAAUUCCAAGACUUUAACCUUUUCGACCAUUUUCAAUUUGCCUCCUGAUCACUGGCUUACAUACCAUUUAAGAUAUUUUAGAGGCCUAAGAGGGCUAAGUCAGGGCUUAUUGGAUAGUCUUGUUCUCCUUUUCACCCGCUUCGGAAAGGGAGAGGUUGUACUCACUGCCCCACCAAACAGCUCCGCCUCGUUUGUCCUACAUCUAGCUACAUCCAGCUGCAAGACUAGUUAUCUAAUAGGAUCCUUAAGUCCAGAGCCUCUCAAGUACAAGUAGGACAUAUUACCACUUGUGAAAUUACACGCUGCCGCAGAAAAAGCAGCAGCCUCAACCCCUUCUUGCUCUAAACAUCUUAAGUCUCACCAACCACCGUCUCGAUGGCGAGCGACAAAGACCCCAUCACCUGCCAUGUCUUGGACACUUCAGUGGGCAAGCCAGCAAAAGGCAUCCGUGUGAAGCUGGAAGGCGGCCAUGCUCCGCUCAAGACCUUCGAAUCACAGACCGAUGACGACGGCCGCAUCAAGGCGUGGCUGCCGUACUCUAGCGCCCACGCUUCUGGAGAUGUUCCAACUUUCUCCAUAGACGAUGUUUUAAGCGAGGUUGAGAGCCAGUCCACGUGGACCCUCCGCUUCGACACCGGAAGCUAUUUCGGCAAAGGAAACACAUUCUUCCCUGAGGUCCUAGUCGCGUUCACCGUCGAGAAGGGCCAACAUUACCACGUCCCUCUACUUCUAUCUCCCUAUAGCUAUUCGACCUACAGAGGAAGCUAGACGACAUAUUGGGGGAUUCGGAAGCUAAGUUCUGCCCAGGGGCAGCAGGAGGAUCUUCUGGUGUUCGAGCUACAACAUACUACGGAUCAUGGCGUCAAUUCGGCUUGAGUCGGAAAGGGGCGGCUUUAUUUGGGUCCUAAGAAUGGCCUUAGGAUAUCGUCGACGAUUUACUUCAUAUGUAAAACCUCUUAUUCGAUACAGAAUUGACGGGCAAGAGCAUAGCAAGGGGCCGGGACCUUCGUUAGGAUCUCAUUAUAUUUCAGCGACCGAAAUAAAAUUGAAAAUACAAUUACCAUUUCCAUACCAUGU